Molecule: messenger RNA, 1583 nt
Organism: Nicotiana tabacum (common tobacco)
Lineage: Eukaryota; Viridiplantae; Streptophyta; Magnoliopsida; Solanales; Solanaceae
Source: RefSeq, a predicted model, not a curated record
ACCAGUUAACGGUAUCGGGCAGCAACCAUUUAUAACCGGAUAAACCCCCCGCCCCGCCUUUUGCUCUGUUUUCUUUUACGUCCAAAACAUUUUGAGGUUUCUCCGAUCAUAACCCCAAACCCAACACUGCCGGCGGUAAUGAUUGAGACUAAUGGAGGAAACAGAAAAUAUAGAGGGUCGCCACGUGCAGUAAUGACAACCAAAACAGUUGGAUGGCCAUAAAUUGAUUACGUUUUUAACUCGUUUUUUGUUGGGGUUGUUGCUUGUAGUAAUAAAACUUGCCAACUAAAAACAUGAGCUCAUUUAAGUUACUCAACCACUUUCUCACCCUCAGGUCGUCUACACCUCUGUUUUACGCUCCAUUUCGCUUCACUUUGUGUCGCUCCUAUACAGCUAUUCGACAUUGUUUUUCUUCUCAUAAAAACCCUAUUUUUCUCUCCUCCCAAUCUCGGUUAUUCUCUUCUGCUUCAAAUAUUAGUAUCUAUAUGGAGCUGGUUAAAGAAGUUGCCAGCAAGGGACCUGAGUCCCAGGAGAAUAUUGCAAUACGAGCUGAUGAGAAGAGCUAUACUUACCUUCAACUGAUAUCAUCUGCAAGGAGGACAUCAAAUUUGUUAAGCAACCUAGAUCUUAAAAUUGGCAAUGGCAUAAAAAGAAAUGUGGAUCUUGAUGGAGCAAGAGUAGGAAUUGUAGCCAAACCCUGUGCUGAGUUUGUUGCUGGAAUACUAGGGACUUGGCUAAGUGGAGGUGUUGCAGUCCCUCUUGCGUUAAGUUACCCGGAAACCGAACUGCUACAUGUGAUGAACGACUCGGACAUCUCCGUAAUUCUGAGUACUGAAGACCACCAAGAACUUAUGAACACAAUUGCAGUUAAAACUGGUGCCUGUUUGUCUCUUAUUCCUCCUAUUCCUGAUGCCGAUUUAUCGACCAAGCAUGACCCUCCAAAAGAUAUGGUGUCUGAUGGUCCUAGAAAUUUGCCUCAAAUGACAAACUGUGGUGAGGAUCCAGCUAUGAUCUUGUACACCAGUGGUACAACAGGGAAACCAAAAGGAGUAGUCCAUACACACAAAGGAAUUUUAGCUCAGAUUCAAAUUUUAGCAGAGGCAUGGGAGUACAUGUCCAAGGACCAAUUUCUGCACUGUUUGCCACUUCAUCAUGUGCAUGGGCUCUUCAAUGCAUUACUUGCCCCUCUUUAUGCUGGUUCCACGGUCGACUUUAUGCCAAAAUUCAGUGUGAGGGGGAUUUGGCAGAAAUGGCGUGAAUCUUAUCCUACAGAUGGGACUAAAACUGAUAAUGCUAUAACAGUGUUCACUGGAGUUCCUACUAUGUAUACACGAUUAAUACAAGGUUAUGAAGCAAUGGAUCCAGAACUGAAAGCAGCCUCUGCUUCAGCAGCAAGGCACUUGCGUCUUAUGAUGUGUGGCUCCUCUGCACUUCCUUUGCCCGUCAUGCAGCAGUGGGAAACAAUUACAGGUCAUCGGCUAUUAGAACGUUAUGGCAUGACAGAGUUUGUGAUGGCAAUAUCUAAUCCCAUUAAAGGCAAACGCAAAGGAGGUACUGUUGGCAAACCCUUUUCUGGUGUCCAG